AUGGACGUCGCCUACAAGCAGCAUGCCAGCCCGGCCAGGCGAAAGAACCGCUCCUCGACCAACCUCAACCAUUUGACUUUGGCGCCCCUCACCUCCAAGCUUCCUCUCGCUGACCCGGACGACCUGCCCGAGUUUGUAGCUUCACCACUCCAGCACAACGUGUCCUACCUGCAGGGCAAGUCAGCCCCCACCACCCCAAGGCUGCUUGCACGGUCGCCCGCCAGGGGCAACUCGCGGAGCCGCCAACCCUCGGCCCACGAGCCGAGGACGGACACGCUGCCCAAGAGCAAGUCCGCUUCUCACUUGGCCGGCAUAAGCAAUGGCCAGCACAAGGGCGCCGGCUCGUUCACGCCCACAAGCCGCCGGCGCAAGGAGGACCACUCGUCCUUCUCCAUAGACGACCGCAACGACAGUGACUGGAUGCUACGAGCCGGGGCGCUGAUCAGCACAGAGGCCCGGGAGUUCAAGGGCCAGGCGUGGCUGGUCUCCAAGCAGAGCUCCACGAGCCUGACCGGGCUGCGUGAUGCCGAGGAAGAAGCCUUCGAGCGCGAGCUGGCCAGGGAAAAGGAGCUCGCCAGCAGACGGGGCAGCCGCCGUGGAAGCCUGGCCGCCGAGGACAUGAUGACCGCGCCCAGCAGUCGGCUCGGCAGCCGCCACCACAGCAGAAGGGGCAGCCGGACUCUACCAAGGACACCGCUGGACCGCCAGACGGACGAAGGCUAUUUCAAUCAGGUCGUGGUCUCAGAAGAGUACAUUCAAGGCCCUGAUUUCGUGGGCCUAGAUGAGAAACUCGAGGCUAUAGAGAUCGACACGAGCCAAGCAGACGAGGCAACGGUCAGGAGGCUCGUGAAGCGCGAGAGCGUGGGCAAGGGCUCCUGGAUGGGCAACUUGAUCGGCUGGUCUCUGUUCUCGGUUGAGGAGAACGAAGAGGAAUCGGACAGCGAGGACAGUGUUUCCGACAGCGAAGAGAGCGGUCACUUGGAGCGGAGUGCGAGCACGAGGCAUCUCGAAGGCAUAUCGAGUGUCCCGGAACCACGUAUACCCCCGCCAAAGUCAGACGAUGGCGGCUGGCAAGAUGCUGCCUGGCUGCUGAGCGUGGCAAGCAAAGUAAUGUUUUAG
Messenger RNA from Neoarthrinium moseri, 1119 nucleotides. RefSeq lists its product as uncharacterized. The transcript has a single exon. Lineage: Eukaryota; Fungi; Ascomycota; Sordariomycetes; Amphisphaeriales; Apiosporaceae. Bases 1 to 1119 code for a protein of 372 amino acids. The record is from RefSeq and is a predicted model, not a curated record.